AUGCGUGACGGACGUGCUGCAAAGUUAAAUUGCCCAUCCAGCGACCAUCAUGAGGCUGCAAGGCGUACGAACGAACUUGUGCGCAAAAUGGAGGUGGCACUGGAGCACAAUGACAGCAAUGUCAUUCCGAAAUUUGUGCUUAAUGACCUGCGGUUGAUUGAGCGGCUGCUGAGCGACGAGCCACAUGCUUCAACUGUACAAUCCAACGUGGCACCAUCGUCAAAAAAGCAGCGCCGAGGCAGACGAGGGUUUAAUCGUGGUAGGUGUUUAACGUGA
Molecule: messenger RNA, 276 nt
Organism: Mesocestoides corti
Lineage: Eukaryota; Metazoa; Platyhelminthes; Cestoda; Cyclophyllidea; Mesocestoididae
Source: the annotation of a GenBank genome assembly